AGUAAUUAGACCGCCAGAGGGGUGCAGGGGCAAGUGUGUGAGAAUACCUUGGAGCGCGACAGGAUGAUUGGCCUGUACAACGGGUUCUUGGAGAGAAGCUCGGCAAUGGUCUUGCCCACACCACCUGUGGCACCUGCAAUGGCAAUGGUCGUCAUGUUUAUUUUUGUUGGGGGGGACUUUAAGCGGUAUCUAUUUGUGAUGACAGUCUAAUUGUGAUGACAGUCUAUUUGUGAUGAGAGUCUUGUUGUUGAUGUUCGGAGUGUGUCUCUUGGGGUUUCACCAACCGCCCUUUCUUGGGUGCCUGUCCCCUACUUAUACGUCUCCUCGGAAGCACGGGCACGCCGUUGCUCGGUGUCCGACUAUGCCGAGAUCGUGGCCCCAAGGGGCGUGCACGUUACCGGAUUUCCGCGCGGUGUUUCCAGUGUUGGGCAGGCUUGAUCACAGCCAGUCGGCACACCGUCAUGUCCGAGGGUGGAAGUGGGCGACGGAUCCGAGAUGUGGUCAGGGGCUCGGGCUGCGAAUUCCGCGCGCGCCCAUUACCCGAUUCGGAUGAGCGCGCGCCAUGUGCCAAAAAGGGGAUCAAAGCGGCGCACAUCAAUUAUCC
This is a messenger RNA of Lasiosphaeria miniovina, 604 nucleotides long. RefSeq lists its product as uncharacterized. Lineage: Eukaryota; Fungi; Ascomycota; Sordariomycetes; Sordariales; Lasiosphaeriaceae. The transcript has a single exon. The record is from RefSeq and is a predicted model, not a curated record. Bases 233 to 553 code for a protein of 106 amino acids.